AUGACAAAGUAUAGUAAUUUACAUAUGGAUACAAUAUUUUACAGAAACAUAAAAUGUAUAUUCGUAUUAUUUGGUAUUUUUUUACCUUUUUUAAAUUUGAAAAAUAUUUCUAAGGAAUAUAUGAACAUAUCAAAUAAGAAAUAUUUUAUUUUGAAGUGUUUUAGUGUGUUUUUAUUUAUAUGUUUUUUGAAUAAUCUUAAAGAGUCUAAAACAACACAGUAUUUGAAUAGAAGAAGUAUUCAUAAUGGAGAAUUAGAAAUAUAUAUACAUAGGUUAUUAUGUGAAGUGGAAAUUUUAGGUAAUUAUCAUAAUAGUCCAGUUUAUGAAGAUUUAUCAGAAGGUAUUGAAUCGGAUGAAGAAGAAAUUGAUAAUGAUAAUACACCACUUUUUAAUAAGUUUGAUGUGAAGGAUUUUAGGAAUACUCCUUAUCGUUUUGGUAAUAUUCAUAAAAAGAAAAAUCGUUUUCUUAAAUGUCUUACAAGUCUUGAUAGAAGAGUUGAAUUAGAAAUUAUGUAUAUAAUGAAAAGUAAUAAUGAAAGUAACUACUUUAUGUUAAAAAAAGAACCUAAAAUGAGAAAAAUUAAAAGAUAUUUUGAAAAAUAUAAAGUACUUUCACCUAUACUUAUCGGAAUUAUUAUUGCAAUAAUUAUUGUUUGUAAAUCAGCAAAUGGUACAUUGGCACUAAUACCUAUAGGUUUAGUUAUUGUAUAUAUUAUUUAUUUAUGGAAAAAAUACAAGAAAUGCAAAUAUAUUAGUGAUUCGUUUGCUACAUAUACAGUACCUAAUAUUUUUGAGUAA
Molecule: messenger RNA, 798 nt
Organism: Plasmodium adleri (nom. inval.)
Lineage: Eukaryota; Apicomplexa; Aconoidasida; Haemosporida; Plasmodiidae
Product: Plasmodium exported protein, unknown function
Exons: 2
Coding region: 1-798 (265 amino acids)
Source: RefSeq, a predicted model, not a curated record